Molecule: messenger RNA, 576 nt
Organism: Entrophospora sp. SA101
Lineage: Eukaryota; Fungi; Glomeromycota; Glomeromycetes; Entrophosporales; Entrophosporaceae
Source: the annotation of a GenBank genome assembly
AUGACAUUUACACCAGUGUCCACUGAUCAACAAAUCGCAGGAAAGAAAAAUUUAAGACAACAUCCAUCAAGAUCAAAUCUUCAAGAAAAUUUACCACCAAAACCCCCAACACAAAAACAUAAUAAUUUACCACCACCAAUAUCACCCCAACAAUUUAAUUUUCUAAGCUUCGGUAACAAUCAGGGUAGCAGUGAUGAUAAUUCUGAUUCUUCAGAUGAUUCUACAACGGAUAAUAGUGAUGUUCUGGCAGAUAACUUGAUUGAUUUAAGUGUAAAUGAAGAUACUGAAUGGAUUUAUCCGGAACAACAAAAAUUAGAUAACCGCGCAUUUGUUGGUAAUCUUUUGCAUACUAUACCUAAAUCAAGGUUAGAGUCAACAUUGGAAGAACAAUUUGGAAGCGUUGUUGAAAUUGACUGCAUAUAUAAUAAGAGAUGUGCAUUUGUAACGUUCGCAAAUAAGACAUCAUAUGAUACUGCUAUCGAGAGAGGAUUCUUUUUCAUUGAAGGAAUAAAAUUGUCAAUUUGUAUGGCAAAAACAAAGAAAAGAAAUCCAAGCUUUAUUAAAAAAGCGGAGUGA